AGGUUAAUCUUGUUCGUGUACCUCUCUCCCGACGGUUAAACAUGUUCAUGUGCUUCUCCGGAAGGGUAAUCCUGUUUAUGUGCCUUGCCAUGAUCUUCUCCCAGAGGUUGAGUGUGUGGGGUGCAGUAUUGAUGAUGUUGUGGGUGUACUAUAUUCUGGGGAAGAGACCAAGAAGUGAGGGAAGUUCUGACUCCUCAAUAUCCUUCUGUGAUGAUGAUUUGGAGGGGGUAGAUCUUUGUGGGUGAGAGGUGUGGUUAGAGGUAGUCCGGGAAGAUGGCGGGCACUUCAAUGGCUUGGGAUCACCGAAGGUGGAGAGGAGGAGGUCAAGGCAAACUUGAAGAGGGAGAGGUUGGCAGUGAUAGACCUUUGAACACUAAUGUAAAGUAUGAGAGAGUGUUUAAGCAUGAGACUUGGUUGUAUUGUUGUUGUUAUGUCUCGCUGCAUAUAUGAUAUGUUAUAUAGGCCGCAGGAGUAUUGGAGCCCAAGCAAACUGUUGGACAGGUGGCUCGUUCUCCUCAACUCUGCCAGAAGUGAUAUAAGUUCUUCUGCCGUCUGUGGCUUGCCGGCAGGCGGAGAGCAACAUUUCAUGGCAGGCAGAAAGUAACGUUUCGUAUAUGCAUCGGAUGACAUGAACGUAAGGUCAUUGUUGCCUCUUCUCCAAGCCUGGUCGAGAUAGAGUUGUCUUAGCAAGAAGACAACUAUCUCGACAAUCCCAUGACCUCAGUCGCCAGUCCAGUAUCCUCUGAUGAUCCCGACCAGUAGUGCCUAGGUCCUGCUUCCAACCCAGGCAUCCAAGUAGAUAAAUGGGCCAGGGCCCACCUUAGUGUUUAAGAGAGCCAAGGGCUCGCUUCCAAGUGACCAAGUAGGAGAAUAGGCCGCAGGCUUAUCUCAAUGUUUAGGAGAGCCAUUGUUUAUCAAUCCAAGUCCAAGUGAGCCAGGGGCUGAUUAUACUGUUGUUUGGCCUUGGAGCUAGGUAUGAAGGACCAUGGGCCCUGCGGGGCCAUGGUGCUGCCUGUUGCAGGGCUCUUCAUAUCUAGAUAUAUUUGGGCUUGUAUAUAUGCUCCCGCUUAGGCUAAGCAUAUAGUUUUGGUUGCCUUGGCACAUGGCGCCCAUAGGGCUCGCCAUGUAUCAAACAUACGACAUGCCAGACGUGGUGCCUUAUUGGUCUGCCACGUAGGUGGGGUUUUGGUGAUGUGGCACCUGUAGGGCUUGCCACGUAUUGAGCUUGAUACAAGUACCCACAAUCUUCCUCACAACGAUCCUCUGGUGAUCUCCUUAGAGGUGGGUGAUCACCCAGUGAACAAGAUCCUUGUGGAUACGGGCAGCUCGGUUAAUGUAAUGUACAACAACUUGUUCAAGAUGCUCGAGCUGAAGCUGGAGGACCUGAAGCCAACCAGUUAUGUGAUGCGUGGAUUCAACGGGGUGCUAGUGGAGCCCAUGGGGGAGGUAACACUUCCAAUUUAUGUAGAUCCAGUAACAGUACAGACAUUGUUUCUGGUGGUAAAUGUAUCUUCUCGAUACAAUGCUAUCAUUGGUAGAUGCUGGCUUCAUGAGAUGAGGGCAAUACCCUAAACUUACCACCAGUUACUCAAGUUUCACCUCGACACGGGGAUAGCAGCUAUCCGAGGUGAUCAAAGGGCCACAAAGGAGUGCUGCAUGAUUGAAGUAAAGGCGAAGGAAAAAGCCAAGAAGAUCGUUGCAGCAUCUGGUAUCGUUGCAGCAUCUAGUAUCACUGAUGGUUGUAUGAGAUCGGACAGUGGACCUAUGGCCGUUUUCAAUUUCGCCAAGUUUUCAGAAGAGGCAGAGACUGAUGCCAAGAUUGGAGGAGAUGACUCUUCUGUUGCGGCUGUGGAGAAGGUUGGUGCUUCUUACAGGUACACAGAUGAUAUGGAGCUCAAUGAUGCUGUCCACACAGCAAUCUUGACUUUAAAGGAGGGAUUUGAAGGACAGAUCUGAAAGAACAUUGAGAUUGGCAUAAUUGGCACUGAUAAAAAAUUCAGAGUACUAACACCAUCUGAAAUUGCUGAUUACCUGGAGGAAGUUGAGUAAUUAGAAAACGAGAAUGUAACAGAAUGAGGCAAAAUCUUUCUCUGAAGCUAGGUUGUUCUACCCUUAACGUUGAAACUCGUUUUAUUUGUUGAAAUUUGUGAAUUGAAAACUGUCCGUAGACCAGUUACUGUUGUGGAAAAUAUUCCGUGUUUAUGGCUACAUUAAGACACAAAAAUGGGGAAAUUUGAAUUAUCAAUGAUCUACGAUAAAACAUUUAGUGUUCUUCUCCA
This is a messenger RNA of Camellia sinensis, 2279 nucleotides long. Lineage: Eukaryota; Viridiplantae; Streptophyta; Magnoliopsida; Ericales; Theaceae. The record is from RefSeq and is a predicted model, not a curated record.